This is a messenger RNA of Closterium sp. Yama58-4, 900 nucleotides long. NCBI's taxonomy places the organism in Eukaryota, Viridiplantae, Streptophyta, Zygnematophyceae, Desmidiales, Closteriaceae. The record is from the annotation of a GenBank genome assembly.
AUGGCCCGAUACCCAUCGUCGACGCGCGCCCUCACCCUCGCCGUGCUUUUCUCCGUGUCACUAUGGGUGGCUACUCUCCCGCGCUCCGCGGAUGCAGUUCAGCUCUCCUACGUGCUGUCUCAGAUCCGCAACAGGACCAACACGGGCAACGCCAACGUGGACAUGUCCGCGGGAGUGGUGGAAUUCGCUGCUGGAUACGACAAGGCCACCGACAUUUCAGGCGGUUCCUAUCUUGUGCCCGUCAACGACGGCUGGACUAACGCACUCGCGGGCUACAAGACACUCAACCCAUCUGCGACAACCUCGUCGGACCCGGUUCUCGAGGCGCUCAGCACGGUGGUGUCCUCGUCGGGGUCCGUGUCGGCCCUCAACGCCAUGUCCGCCAACGCCAAGAACGCCAUGUCGCGCCUCGCCAAGUUCAUGGCGAUUAUCCAAUACAUUGCACCCUCCGACAUGCAAACUGGCAACUACAAGAACGGGCGGUUCAGCUUAAGCACGGCGCUCAACCAACCAAUCUAUCUCUACGCCAACGUCACUGGCUCCUUGCCGGCCGCGGGCUUGGAUCACGUCUUCACGGGGACCGACCGCGGGACCGUCGACCCCACGACUUACAAGACGAACGGACUCGUCGCGGGGAGUGGCGCUGGAGGACCGAAAGCAGUGGCGGAUGUGACAGCCGCGUUUGGUCUGAGCAGCUCCACUCAAGUGUUGGGCAAGACCACGUCGUCGUCUGACAUGUCCGCGAUUGUUGUGACCGACCCGGUGUUUCCCGCUACCAUGAGCUCGCUUACCAGCUCCGACCCCGUGCAACCGUAUGGCAAAGGUGCUGGCAGUUUUGCGAUGUAUGGAAACUUCUUGGGCCUGGGUCUUUCAUUGAUUGCGCUGCUUGUGCUCCUUUAG